AACCACUAUCUAUGUCUCUCCUCCGCCGUCAUCACCGUCCUUUCCUCCUUCAUCAUCACUAAGCAGAGAAUCAUUUGUAUCCUUAUCCCUCUUAAUCACGUUCUUUUGUGUUCGUAUUUGCUUUCUAAACACUAAGUCUUUCUUUGUUCUUGAUUUCAGAUUUUGUAUUUUCAGGUUUUGUAAUUUCAAGAGUUCUUUGAGUUAAUGGAAGGUUAGAUCGUUGUUUAUGUUUUAAGAGCUUUAAUCUUUUAUAUACUGUUUUAAUAACUCCAUUUGUUUUAUUUUUAUCGAGAUAUGGAAGAGGCUGUAGAAAUGCAAGGAGCUGGAUAAAUACAAGGAGCUGGAAAUUUGCAUAAUAACAGUAAGUUUAGUUUAUUUUAUGUAUGCUUUGUAUGCCUAUGUCGAUGUAUCAUGUUGAAUAUUUUGUUUGCUACCUUAUUAAAAGUUUAAGGUAAUAGGUCCUUUAAGUCAUUAUUUUUAUCAUAAGUGAAAAUGCAUACAACAAUAAACAAAAUAUAACUAAGUUUACUUAAUUAAACAAUAAAUUUCAGCACAUAAAAGUAUCAUUAGAGAAAGGAAAUGGUCUAGAAACCAUUCUGAUGUUGCUUAGCCACUUGAAUUUGUUCCAUGUUAAAUGGAAAUGGCCUGGAAAAUUGAUUGUAAGUUGUGCUACUAAACUAUGAUAUUAAACUAGUUGUUGUUGUUGAUGUAUCAUGUUGAAUAUUCUAUUUAGUAUCUUGUUGAAUAUUCUGUUUGCUACCUUGUUGAAACUUACUAGAAACAGUUACACAAAAAUAAAGGUUUGCUACCUUCUUGAAACUUAUGUUGAAAUUUAAUUAAACUUAUAUUGAAACUUAAUUAAACAAUAAUUUUCAUCAUAUAAAAGUAUCAUUAGAGAAUGGUACCUUGUUAAAUAUUAUGUUUGCUAAUGUGUGAUAAGAGAAAAAAAUUAAAACUUAAGUCAUAAAUCAUCUAAUUAAUUACAAAAUUCCAAUAUUGCUAACUUGAAUUACAAACUACAAAUCUGAACAUAUUAUGAAAAAUUCAUCAAUUACAAUGGAAUUACAGUUACAAAGUUAGACAAAAAUAAGUGAAUGGAAAAUUCAUCAAUUACAAGAGUUAGACUAUUCAAGAAUACAGUGAUAAAGUCCACAUUAUGAAAACCUAUAAAACACAAACUGGUCAAAUAUUCUAAUGUGAGAAUAUUCAAGAUAGCAAUAUUCCAAUGUAAGAAUUAAAACAUAAGUCAUAAAUCAUCAAAUUGAUCCAAUAUUCCAAUUUUUUUAGAGGUGCAUUAUACACAUGUGAGAUAAGAGAGAAUUAAAACACUCUCAAAAGUGUAGCUAGCUAAUAUACUACAACUACCAAGCAUCUAGACAAACUUUGGAUUUAGAAAUGUAGUAGAAACAACUACAUGAAAAUAAGAGUAUACAUAUGACUACAUAAAAAUAAGAUUAACAAACUUUGAAACUAAGCCUAUAAACACUUAACGAGUUGAUGAUGUUGGUUGUGUGUUGAUUAUAAUCUUCAUUAAUUUUCAGUAAUGGAGAAUAUUACUCAAAACCAACCUUCUUCAUUAACAUCUGGUGUUGGUGCAACUAAUGUUGCUGCCAAUGAAAUUCAUGUUGUUGGACUUCCUCCACUUGGAAAGAAGAGAAAACAAAAUGCUAAUGGUCCUAGGAAAUCCUCUCCUGCUUGGGACCAUUUUAUUAAAUUGCCUAAUGAAAUUGAAGCAGUAGCUGCUUGCAAACACUGUCAUAAGAAAUAUUUGUGUGAUCCAAAAACCCAUGGGACAUCUAACAUGCUUGCUCAUACAAAAGUAUGUACCAAGAUGCCACAAAAUGAUCCUACUCAAACUGCCCUCUCCUUUGCCGGUGGAGAGGGUGGUGGCUUGGUUGCCGCAAGCCAACGAUUUAAUUUGGCAGCUUGUAGGAAGGCUAUUGCUCUCUUUGUGAUCCUAGAUGAACAUGCUUUUAGGGUAGUUGAAGGGGAAGGCUUUAAGUUGUUAUGCAAACAAUUACAACCCCAAUUAACUAUUCCAUCAAGGAGGACUGUGGCGGGGGAUUGUUUUCAACUUUUUGUUGAUGAAAAAGCAAGAUUGAAAGGUUAUUUCAAAUCUGAUUGCAAUAGGGUAGCCUUAACCACUGAUUGUUGGAUAUCCAUUCAGAAUCUUAGUUAUAUGACCUUAACUGCACACUUCAUUAACAAUGAUUGGAAGUAUGAAAAUAGGAUUCUAAGUUUUUGUUUAGUUCUUAAUCAUAAGGGUGAGACAAUUGGUAGAAAAGUUGAAGAGAUUUUAAGGGAAUGGGGAAUAAGGAAUGUGUCCACAAUCACUGUGGACAACGCAACAUCUAAUGAUGUAGUUGUUGCUUAUUUGAAGAAGAUGAUUGAUAAUAUGAGUGGUUUAAUGAGUGAUGGAUCUUUCUUUCAUCUUCGCUGUUGUGCACACAUUUUAAAUCUGGUGGUUCGUGAUGGUUUAAAACAGAAUGAUUUAUCCAUUUCUGCCAUUAGAAAUGCUGUUAGAUUUGUUAGGUCAUCACCCCAAAGAUCUGCAAAGUUCAAAGAAUGUAUUGAGUUUGCUAGAAUUAAUUGUAAGAAACUUCUCUGUCUAGAUGUUCAGACAAGGUGGAACUCAUGUUAUUUGAUGCUAGAUGCUGCUGAAAAGUAUCAAGCAGCAUUUGAGAAAAUGGAAGGUGAAGAUUUUAGCUAUUUGGAAUUUUUUGGAUUAGUUGGCCCCCCUACUCUUAAUGAUUGGGAGAAUGUUAGGUGUCUAGUAAGUUUUUUCAAAAUUUUCUAUGAUGCUACUAUGGAAUUUUCUUCGUCAAAACAAGUAUCCCUUCAUAAGUCAUUCCACCAACUAGCUUCAAUACAUUGUGAGCUUAAAAGAUCAUCCAUGAACUUGAACACAAUUUUAGCCUCAAUGGGAUAUGAAAUGAAGAAGAAGUAUGACAAAUAUUGGGGGGAAAUUGAAAACAUCAACAAGUUUAUUUAUUUUGGUGUGAUUCUUGACCCUAGAUACAAGUUAGGAUAUGUAGAGUGGUGUUUUAAUGAUAUGUAUAAUGGCGAGUCGGUGCCUUUUACUAAUAUGAUUAAUGUGAUAAAAAAGGAGUUGUUUAAACUAUUCAAUUGGUACAAGGGUAUACAUGAAAAGCAACAUGGACCCUCUACUAGUCCUAAUGAGGGUGGUUCAUUUGGUGAUGGUGUUCCUAAUGUUGAAGUUCCAUCUCAUUUUGCAAGGGUUGAAGCUUUUAAAGAGCACCUUAAACAAAAAGAUUCAAUAGAUAAAAAAAUGAUCUUGAGAGGUAUCUAGAUGAUAAUUGUCCCGAUGAUUUUAACUUUGACAUCCUUAUGUGGUGGAAAUAGAACUCUUGUAGAUACCCUAUUUUAUCAAAAAUGGUGAAGGAUGUUUUAGCUAGUCCAGUAUCCACUGUCGCUUCUGAAAGCACGUUUAGUACCGGGGGCAGAGUUCUAGACACAUAUAGAAGUUCACUAACCCCUGAAAUGGCAGAGGCUUUGAUUUGUGCACAGGACUGGUUGAAACCUACACUUAGUCAAUUCAAGGACUUGAAUAUAAAUGAAGAAUUUGAGUUGUCUGCCACUAUUGUUUCAGAAUUUGGUGGUCCCUCUACUAGUGGAUCAACAUCUGGUGAUGGAUCUGAUGCUGUUGGAAACGGAAAUGAACCAGUUGCUGGUUCAUCUCAAUCACAUACUUGAUGAUGUUUGUUUUUUGGAGUCAUCUGUGAAAAUGACCUUAUUUUGGGCUACUGAUUAUUAUGGAUAAUCAACUUAUCUAUCAGCUAAUAUCCUCAACAGUUAUUUUUUUUGUGAUAAUAUAUCAACCAAUAUCCUCACAUGAUAGGUAUUAGCUGUUUCCCAAAAGGAAUCUAUGUGUUGGAUAACUAUCUUUAUAUGUUUUGUUUGAAUGAACUUGU
This is a messenger RNA of Lathyrus oleraceus (garden pea), 3932 nucleotides long. RefSeq names its product zinc finger BED domain-containing protein RICESLEEPER 2-like. The coding region runs from base 1544 to 3310 and encodes 588 amino acids. Gene Ontology annotation, molecular function: DNA binding. NCBI's taxonomy places the organism in Eukaryota, Viridiplantae, Streptophyta, Magnoliopsida, Fabales, Fabaceae. The transcript is spliced from 3 exons. The record is from RefSeq and is a predicted model, not a curated record.